AUGCCAUCUCAUGGAGGAGUAGGGAGAGGAGGAGGAGGAGGAGGAGAGAUGGAGGAGGAGGAGGAGGAGGAGGAGGAGGAGGAGGAGGAGGAAGAUGAGGAGGAGAGAUGGAGUUGGAGAAGGAGAGAUGGAGGAGUAGAGAUGGAAGAGGACAAGGAGAGCUGGAAGCGGAGGCGAGAUGGAGGAGUGAUGGAGGAGGAGGAGGAGAAGGAGGAGGAGAGAAGGAGAAAUGGAGGAGGAGAGAUGGAGGAGGAGGAAAGAUGGAGAAGGAGAGAUGGAGGAGGAGGAGAGAUGGAGGAGGAGAAGGAGAGCUGGGGGAGGAGAGAUGGAGGAGGAGCGAUGGAUGAGGAGGAGAAGGAGAGAUGGAGGAGGAGGAGAAGAAGAGAUGGAGGAAGCGAGAUGGAGGAGGAAGAGAGAUGGAUGAUUGGUCUUUACAGACUCGUUAAAGCCUGUGCUUGCAUUAUAAAUGGCCCCAGUGUGGCUAAGUGACAUCAGGGAUGGCCGUUGGACAGCAUAAUAUACCUCUGACCAUGACAAAGUGGAAGAUGAGUGAUGCAAGGACUGCGUUCCAAAUGGAACUCUAUUCUCUUUAUAGUGCACUACUUUUGACCAGAGUCCAUAGGGCACUAUAUAGGGAAUAGGGUGCCAUUUGUGACGCAGGCUAGGAGAGGCGAUGUAUUCAAUCCCUCUUUUCUAACAUAAUUUCCAUUGGGUUAAUGAUCAACAGAGCAGAAUGGAGCGGCCGUCCCAGUCAUAACCAGAAGUAGAUCUAUCUAUCUGUAGUUAUUAUUAUUAUACAGAAGGCUUGAUUGUGGGUAUUAGUGUGUCCUUAAAUAACGGGGGAAAGAGAUGGAGGUGUACAGGCCCCUGGGCCCCUGAAGGGCUGCUUCUCACUGUCAGACAAGGGAGGGAGGGAGGGUGGGAGGGUGGGAGGGAGGUAGGGAUAGACAGAAGGCAAGGUGAUAGUAAUGAAGUCUAGUCUGGUUCAGAUUGUUCUGAAAUGAUUUCUGUAGUUAGUAACAGAUAUCAUUAGCAUUCCUGAACAACACAGUGAAACAUGUGGUUGAAAUAUAAUUUAUCCCGAGUGGCGCAGUGGUCUAAGGCACUGCAGCUGUGCCGCUAGAGAUCCUGGUUUGAAUCCAGGCUAUGUCGUAGCUGGCUGCGACCGGGAGACCCAUGGGGCAGCGCACAAUUGGCCCAGGGUAGGGGAGGGAAUGGCUGGCAGGAAUGUAGCUCAGUUGGUAGAGCAUGGCGUUUGCAACGCCAGGGUUGUGGGUUCGAUUCCCACGGUGGGCCAGUAUAAAAAAAUGUAAAUAAUGUAUGCACUCAUUAACUGUAAGUUGCUCUGGAUAAGAGCGUCUGCUAAAUGACUGUAAAUGUAAUAAUAUGAUCUAAUAGAUUGCACCCAAAUUGGCCAUUUUAAUUUAUAGGAUUCAGAUAAUAUUCAAUAAAUAUAGUACCCAACAUCCGACUUGGAUAAAACGUCUUCCUACCAAUGAGUAAGACAUGAUGAAUCCCCCCCAAAAUUGUCAAAAGCCACCCACGGAACACCCCACACCCCAUGCCAAUCCCACUCCAACAACCAGUAUACAGUAUCAGUUCUCUAUGUUUGACAAGUAGAAUGAAGCUCUGGCUUGGAGUUUUGCUUCUCCAUACUAUGUUAUGUAUUCUCUUUGAAUCUGGUGAUGUUUUUUUGUUUCCCUGUUCAGAGAAAUUUGACAUUGAAGUCGCUUACAUUAGUUACCAUAAAGUAGUGUGCAAGUAACCGUAUUGACCACUAGAUGCCGCUGUUCUUGCUAUACUGUCGCACUCUUUUACCCAUUGUGCUGAUCUCUUGUUUACAUUUAUAUUUUAGUCAUUUAGCAGACGCUCUUAUCCAGAGCGACUUACAGGAGCAAUUAGGGUUAAGUGCCUUGCUUAAGGGCUCAUCGACAGAUUUUUCACCUAGUCGGCUCGGGGAUUAGAACCAGCGACCUUUCGGAUACUGGCACAACGCUCUUACCCACUAAGCUACCUGCCGCCCCGAUAGAUCACAACAUUUCCUUUGCAACUUUGGGAAGAAAACCAAUAGAUUUGUCUAAUUAUGAAAAUACAUGGUGUGGUCAUCCUCACAAUUCAAGCCAGUGGGUAGUCCAUCUGUGGCUUUUGACCAUUUCUUUGGCUUUGUCAUGUCUUACUCUUUGGUAGGAAGAAGUUUGGUCCAAAUCAGAUGUUGGGUACUAUAUUUAUAAAAUGUUAUUUGUAUCCUAUAAAUUAAAAUUGUCAAUUUGGGUGCAAUCAAUUGGCUUAAUUUCUCAGAGAGAAAAUGUAAUUUCAACAAAAUAAUGUUUUAGGAAUGCCAAUCUUACCUGUUUCUAACUACAGAAACAAGUUCAGAACAAUCUGUGAUGGUGGGUGUCAUGGCUUGCCGAAAUGACAUGGAGUGACUCCCCUGCCUUUCAGUGUCUCAUCAUCAAUCACUUUAGACCUUGGUUCGGUGUCAGUCACCUUGCAUUAUUGAAGUGCACAGGUAGUCUAUGAGGAAUACCAAGGGUGGUGUCGCAUUCAGAAAGGUGUGAUAUCAUUCUACAACAGUAAGAUAGAGAAGUGGGUUCAGUUCAAGUGCAAGGCUCCUAUGUAGACUGUGUUUAUACGUGCGUACAGAUGUUGAGUAUUACACAAACAUUUAGUUCACCGACUCCCUAGCGACACACAGUCGCCUGGUAUACAGUACAUGGACACUAAUCCUCUCCUCUCUCAUCUCUCUCUCCUUUCUACUCUCUACUACUAUCUCUCUCUCUCUCCUUUCUACUCUCUCAUCUCUCUCUCCUCUUGCUGGGUAGCUGUACUCUCUUUCCCUCUCUCUCUGUUACGACUCUCCCUUUCUCUACUGUUUCUCUCUAUAUAUAUCCUCUCUCUAUCUCUCUAUCUCUCUGUCCCAGUCUCUGGGCACCUGUGUUGAUUUACUGUCAAAUCUUCCAGGAUUAUCUGUAAUCCAGAGCUGCAGAAUCUGUUUGCUGACAGCUGCGUUCUCAAAUACUACUGCUGCUGAGAGAGAGAGAGAGAGAGGAUAAAAAAUAUAAUCUUUAAUUUUCCGCCUCUUUGGACAUUGAUUUACAAUUCUGCCUCUGUUUUCUUUCGCUUGUGUUGUAGGGAAUGAAAGUAGUGCACCAUGUAGGAAAUGAAAGUAGUGCACUAUGUAGGGAAUAAAAGUAGUGCACUAUGUAGGGAAUAAGGUGCCAUUUUGAAUGCAUUCUCAGUCUUAUAGCACCAGUACUCUGCAUGACUCUCCUAGUAAUCCACAGAUCAUAUCAUAGAUCUUACUUCCCCAGCGUAGUCCAGUGGAGGCUGCUGAGGGGAGAACGGCUCAUAAUAAUGGCUCAUCUUUCAUCUCUCUUCUGUUCUCAUUUGCCUUAUUAACUCUCUUCUAACAGUCCCUCUCUCUCUCUCUCUCUCUCUCUCUCUCUCUCUCUCUCUCUCUCUCUCCAUCUUCUCCAGGUGGUCUAUAAGAAUAAUGACAUCCGUCUGGAGCUCUCCCGUCUGGCCCGCAUCAUAGACCCCAAGAUGAAGCUCCAAGGUGACGUGGUGUUUAAGUGUGAAAACGUACCCACCCUGGACCCUAUUAACUUUGAGAGCCCUGAUUCCUACCUCAGCCUGCCCAAGUGGAAUACCAAGAGGGUCGGCUCCAUCUCCUUCGAUUUCAGGACCUCUGAACCCAACGGACUCAUCCUCUUCACCCAUGGCAAGGUAUACAAACAACACAAGGUAUACAAACAACACAAGGUAUACAAACAACACAAGGUAUACAAUCAACACAAUUUACAUGUCUUUCUUUUCAUGUUACUAGCACCGAUUUUGCAGAUAGCAGCUAUUUUGAAUGUUUCACUUGCAAUGCUUGUGGUAUAUGGUUGAUUACCUGCCUUAGUUGAAUGUACUGAGUUUAAGUCUGCUCUGGAUGAGAUCUUCACCCUGAUAAAAGCUAUUUAGCUGAAACAUUGGUCAUUCAUUUGUAGCCUACAGUAUUACAUUUACGUCAUUUAGCAGACACUCUUAUCCAGAGCGAGUGCAUAAUUUUAUUUUAUUUUUCAUACUGGCCCCCCGUGGGAAUCGAACCCACAACCCUGGCAUUGUAAACGCCAUGCUCUACCAACUGAGCUACACAGGACUGUAUAUAUAUAUAGAUUCUGUCAGCACCUAAAGAGUGUUCUUUAUUUCCAGGCCCAGGACCGUUGGGACGCGGCAGGGAAGAAGAACAACAAGGUUGACUUCUUCGCUGUGGAGCUGCUAGAUGCAGGGCUGUACCUGCUGCUGGACAUGGGCUCAGGAACCAUCAAGGUCAAAGCCACACAGAGCAAGGUCAAUGACGGAGCCUGGCACCACGUGGAUAUACAGAGGGACGGGCGAUCAGGUGAGGAGGGAGGAAGAGGAGGGACGGGAGGAGGGUAGAGGAGGGGGGGGGGGGUAGCUGGAGAGGGAGGAGGGGGAGGAGAGGAUGGGAGGGGGGAGGAGGACUUGGAGAAACAGGACGGAGAGUAUGAAGAGGAGAGGGGUGCUGAUCAUAUUUUAAUUUAUUUGUACCUUUAUUUCAGCAGUGAAUCUCAUUGAGACCAAGGUAUCUUUUACAAGGGAGCCCUGCAUAUCUUUACAUAUUUUUUCAUUAAACCCCCCAGAAUAUACAAAGAAUGAAUCAUACUAUUCCACGAUUUGCUGAAAUAUUUAAAACUUUUCCAAUCUCUGUAAGAAACAUAAGAGCAACUGUAUCUUGAGGAAGAAGCAGUAAGACAUUUAUCAUGAGGAUGAUGAAGCAAAACCUUUUUGAUUCUAUUUGCUGAUUCUAUUUCCUCCACAGGGUGUGUAUCCUGUCUGUCCUCUGACCUGUACAAGGUUGGACAAACAGAACAGAACAGAGAAAGGAGGUUUAGAGAGGAAGAGGAUAUUAGAGUAAAAAGGGUUGGAGAGGAGAGAGAGACUGUUGUUGCCUUGAGCUCCCCAACAUAAUGGAUUCACCACAUAACAGCCAGGGAGAGAGAGAGAGUGAGAGAGAGAGAGAGAGAGAGAGAGAGAGAUAACAACCUUCCAUAACAAAGCCAUCACCUACAGAGAGAUGGACCUGGAGAAGAGUCCCCUAAGCAAGCUGGUCCUGGGGCUCUGUUCACAAACACAAACAGACCCCACAGAGCCCCAGGACAGCAACACAAUUAGACCCAACCAAGUCAUGAGAAAACAAAAAAAGAAUUACUUGACACAUUGGACAGAAUUAACAGAAAAACUACAUUACAUUUUAGUCAUUUAGCAGACACUCUUAUCCAGAGCGACUUACAGUUAGUGAGUGCAUACAUUUUUAUACUGGCCCCCCGUGGGAAUCGAACCCACAACCCUGGCUUUGCGAGCGCCGUGCUCUACCAACUGAGCUACAUGGGGCCUUAGAAUGCUAUUUGGCCCUAAACAGAGAGUACACAGUGGCAGAAUACCUGACCACCGUGACUGACCCAAAAUUAAGGAAAGCUUGGACUAUGUACAGACUCAGUGAGCAUAGCCUUGCUAUUGAGAAAGGCCGCCGUAGGCAGACCUGGCUCUCAAGAGAAGAGAGGCUAUGUGCACAAUACCCACAAAAUGAGGUGGAAACCGAGCUUUACUUCCUAACCUCCUGCCAAAUGUAUGCCCAUGUUAGAGACACAUAUUUCCCUCAGAUUACACAGACCCACAAAGAAUUCAAAAACAAAUCCAAUUUUGAUAAACUCCCAUAUAUUUUGGGUAAAAUACCACAGUGUGCAAUCACAGCAGCAAGAUUUGUGACCUGUUGCCACAAGAAAAGGGCAACCAGUGAAGAACAAACACCAUUGUAAAUACAUCCCAUAUUUAUGUUUAUUUAUUUUCCCAUUUGUCCUUUAACUAUUUGCACAUCAUUACAACACUGUAUAUAGACAUAAUAUGACAUUUGAAAUGUCUCUAUUAUUUUGGAACCUGUCUGAGUGUAAUAUUUACUGUUCACUUUUUAUUGUUUAUUUCACUUUUGUUUAUCCAUUUCACUUGCUUUGGCAAUGUAAACAUAUGUUUCCCAUGGCAAUAAAGCCCCUUGAAUUGAAUUAGAGAGAGAGAGAGAGAGAGAGAGAGAGAGAGAGAGAGAGAGAGAGAGAGAGAGAGAGAGAGAGAGAGAGAGAGAGAGAGAGAGAGAGAGAGAGAGAGAGAGAGAGAUAAUUAGUACUGCUGUUAUUUUAUGUCAUGUCCUGUGUUAUAUAGAGCCCUGUGUCAACACACUAUACUCUGGUUAACCAUACCGAUGAAAUAAAGGGAGAACGGGAGGAUUGGGAGAACGGGAGGAUUUCUGAAGGAAGUAUAGAGAAAUUAGACCGAUACUGUAUAUGGAUAUGCGGCUGAGUGGAGUGGUUUAAAGAACUGUCAUAAUCUAACUUGUUUCUAGAUACAGUGCAUUUGGAAAUUAUUCAGACCCCUUGACUUUUUCCACAUUUUGUUAUGUUACAGCCUUAUUCUAAAAUUGAUUACAUAUUUGUUUUUCCCUCAUCAUUCUACACCAUAAUGACAAAGUGAAAACAGGUUUUUAGAUAUUUUUGCAAAUAUGUAUAUAUAUAUAUAUAUAUAUAUAUAUAUAUAUAUAUAUAUAUAUAUAUAUAUAUGUAUAAAAUAAUAAAUAAUAACACCUUAUUUACAUCAGUAUUCAGACCCUUUGCUAUGAGACUCCAAAUUGAGCUCAGGUCCAUCCUAUUUCCAUUGAUCAUCCUUGAGAUGUUUCUAUAACUUGAUUGGAGUCCACCUGUGGUAAAUUCAAUUGAUUUGAAUUGGAGAGGGUAUGACAAAACAUGUAUUUUUACUGCUCUAAUUACAUUGGUAACCAGUUUAUAAUAGCAAUAAGUCACCUCAGUGGUUUGUGAUAUAUGGCCAAUAUACCACGGCUAAGGGCUGUAUCCAGGCACUCCUCGUUGCAUCAUACAUAAGAACAGCCCUUAGCCGUGGUAUAUUGGCCAUAUACCACAAACCCCGAGGUGCCUUAUUGCUAUUAUAAACUGGUUACCAAUGUAAUUAGAGCGUAAAAAUAAAUGAACACACCCCCUUAAUUAACCCACCUAUUAUUUUAUCUCGUCUUUUCAGGCAUCAUCUCAGUAGACAGUCGGAGGACCCCCUUCACGGCCAGCGGAGAGAAUGAGAUCUUAGACCUGGAGGGAGACCUCUACCUGGGUGGUCUCCCUGACAACCGGGUAGGUCUGGUGUUACCUACCGAACUGUGGACAGCCAUGUUGAACUACGGCUACGUGGGCUGCAUCAGGGACCUUUUCAUCGAUGGACGCUCCAAAAACAUAAGGGCCAUCUCCGAGUCUCAGAACACCACAGGCAUCAGGCCCACCUGUAGUAAAAUGACAGGGAAACAGUGUGAUAGUAAACCCUGUAAGAACAACGGAGUCUGUAAGGAAGGGUGGAACCGCUUUAUAUGUGACUGCACCGGGACUGGCUUCUGGGCCAACACGUGUGAGAGAGGUGAGUCUGCUGGUUAUAUUUUGAAAAGUAAUUGUUUUCGUACCCAUAUUUAAUUUACCUUAGAUGCUGGGUAAAUGUGCAGACUUUCUCAUACAUGUGUGGGUAUUCUUAUACAGUUAGCAGUGCUGGGAUUGAGUUACAUUGUGAUGCUGUGUUUGAUAAAGCUGUGAUUGGAGAUUGAUCGCCAUCGACAUUGAUUGAUGGUCAUCAUGACAGUUUUGUUUCCUUGUGUUUCAAACAACAAAGUGGUUCAGAGAAGUUACAGUACAGUUGUACAAGCUUGGCCUAUGCCCAAGUCAAGGUCCUGUGCUCAAGUCAAGGUCCUGUGCCCAAGUCAAGGUCCUGUGCUCAAGUCAAGGUCCUGUGCCCAAGUCAAGUUCCUGUGCUCAAGUCAAGGUCCUGUGCCCAAGUCAAGGUCCUGUGCUCAAGUCAAGAUCCUAUGCUCAAGUCAAGGUCCUGUGCCCAAGUCAAGGUCCUAUGCUCAAGUCAAGGUCCUGUGCCCAAGUCAAGGUCCUGUACUCAAGUCAAGGACCUGUGCUCAAGUCAAGGUCCUGUGCUCAAGUCAAGGUCCUGUGCUCAAGUCAAGAUCCUAUGCUCAAGUCAAGGUCCUGUACUCAAGUCAAGGGAGUAAUGUACAAGCUUGUUGUGUGGUAAGAAGCGUUCCACAAAGCUCUAGAAGUGUUAGUUCAGCCAAGCAGAGUAUAAAGUGUUUGUCUGGGUGUGGAGUGAAUAGUCAGUGUUCUGUUUUUAGUUUGAUGGGGUUAGGAGUGGAGAGGAGCAGAGAGGAGAUCAGAAGAGAGGAGAGCAGAGGGUAGGAGCAGAGAAGAGCGGACAGGAGAGGAGCAGAGGAGAGGGGAGAGGAGUGGAGCAGAGAGGAGAGCAGAGGGUAGGAGCAGAGAGGAGAGCGGAAGAGAGGAGAGCAGAGGGUAGGAGCAGAGAGAAGUGGACAGGAGAGGAGCAGAGAGGAGAUCGGAAGAGAGGAGAGCAGAGGGUAGGAACAGAGAGGAGCGGACAGGGGAGGAGCAGAGGGAAGGGGAGAGGAGAGGAGAAUUGUGACUUUGAACAGCUUGUAUUUAUGGAGGCUUUGCUGAAAUAUUUAAUAGGAUUUUACUUUUUCGCCAAGUGGCUUUUGUGCAGGGUGCUGUCUUCUCCAGGGGGGAAUUGAACUGGGUCUUGGCACACACACACACACACACACACACUGGUGCCAAGGCUGGCUGGCUGGGGGUGAAAAUUGUCUCCCCAUGUCUGGCUUUAAGAGCUCAACUGCAUUAAGUUUUUAUGAAGCGGAGAUAGGGCCACUCUGAGCUAUUGAAAGUAUGUUUGUGUGUGCGUGUGUGUGCGUGUGUGCAUGUGUGCAUGUGUGUGUGUGUAUGUGUGUGUGUGUGUGUGUGUGUGUGUGUGUGUGUGUGUGUGUGUGUGUGUGUGUGUGGUGUGUGUGUGUGUGUGUGUGUGGAGAGCUAAAUCAGAGUAUUGUUCCCUUGGUUUGACUUCCUUUUUCAAUUUUACCAGAUAGGUUUGCAAGAGGAGUUUAGGCGUUUUUAUAAGAACGACAGUCUUGUGAAAAUGCAUGCUAUUGGACUGAGGAAUAAUUACUUUUUCUGAACUGGUUGUUACAGUAGGCAUAGAGAGGAGAGAGGCUGGGAGGUGUUACAGCAGGCAUAGAGAGGCUGGGAGGUGUUACAGCAGGCUAGAGAGGAUGGGAGGUGUUACAGCAGGCAUAGAGAGGCUGGGAGGUGUUACAGCAGGCUAGAGAGGCUGGGAGGUGUUACAGCAGGCUAGAGAGGCUGGGAGGUGUUACAGCAGGCUAGAUAGGCUGGGAGGUGUUACAGCAGGCUAGAGACGAGUGAGGUGUUACAGCAGGCUAGAGACGAGAGAGUUGUUACAGCAGGCUAGAGAGGCUGGGAGGUGUUACAGCAGGCUAGAGAGGCUGGGAGGUGUUACAGCAGGCUAGAGAGGCUGGGAGGUGUUACAGCAGGCUAGAUAGGCUGGGAGGUGUUACAGCAGGCUAGAGAGGAUGGGAGGUGUUACAGCAGGCUAGAGAGGCUGGGAGGUGUUACAGCAGGCUAGAGAGGCUGGGGGGUGUUACAGCAGGCUAGAGAGGCUGGGAGGUGUUACAGCAGGCUAGAGAGGAUGGGGAGGUGUUACAGCAGGCUAGAGAGGCUGGGAGGUGUUACAGCAGGCUAGAGAGGCUGGGAGGUGUUACAGCAGGCUAGAGACGAGAGAGUUGUUACAGCAGGCUAGAGAGGCUGGGAGGUGUUACAGCAGGCUAGAGAGGCUGGGAGGUGUUACAGCAGGCUAGAGACGAGUGAGGUGUUACAGCAGGCUAGAGAGGCUGGGAGGUGUUACAGCAGGCUAGAGACGAGAGAGUUGUUACAGCAGGCUAGAGAGGCUGGGAGGUGUUACAGCAGGCUAGAGAGGCUGGGAGGUGUUACAGCAGGCUAGAGAGGCUGGGAGGUGUUACAGCAGGCUAGAGAGGCUGGGAGGUGUUACAGCAGGCUAGAGAGGCUGGGAGGUGUUGCAGCAGGCUAGAGAUGAGAGAGUUGUUACAGCAGGCUAGAGAGGCUGGGAGGUGUUACAGCAGGCUAGAGAGGCUGGGAGGUGUUACAAGCAGGCUAGAGUGGCUAGAGAGCAGGCUAGAGAGACUGGGAGGUUCUGUGGAGAUUUUAAAGAUGAAAACAUUGGCAAGAUUUCUAGCACUACUUCCAGUUUUGGUCAAAGCUCAUGAGCUCCAAAUUGGAACAACAUGAGAUGGAGACACUGCAGGCUAUUUGUUUUACCUCUUUGAAUCCUAAAUACUUCAACUGCUAAAAAUAAUUCUGAAGAAUAUAACGUUUAAAGUGGCAAUAUGUAACUUUUUGGCGACCCGACAAAUUUGACAUAGAAAAGUGAGUUAUAGAUCUGUCAUUCUACAUGAAAGCAAGUGUAAGAAGCAGUAGAUCUGUUCUAUGUGCACUAUUUCUAUGCUUUCCAUUCUUAAAUUUAGUUUUGGGGUCUUUUAAUUUCGGUUUUGUACACCAGCUUCAAACAGCUGAAAUAACAAUAUUUUUGGUUGUGGAAAAUAUAUUUCACAGCAGUUUAGACAGUACAGUGGUUCUCUACACUAUACUAGCUUAUUUUGUCACAUUAACUGAAAUUAGGCGAACUAUUAGUUUUAGUGCAACUUUAACAUAAAAAGCAGGUUUAUUCUGCGGCAGACCAAAGUACAUUGCUGUCUUAUGAACAAGUGUCCUCUCUGUCUCUCUGUCUCCUUCUCUCUUUCUCUAUGAGAGAGGCGGAGAAAGAGAGAGAGACAGAGACAGAGACAGAGACAGAGACAGAGACAGAGACAGAGACAGAGACAGAGACAGAGACAGAGACAGAGACAGAGACAGAGACAGAGACAGAGACAGAGACAGAGACAGAGGAGGAUAGGCAAUAG
Coregonus sp. 'balchen' is the source of this 10891-nucleotide messenger RNA. The record is from the annotation of a GenBank genome assembly. Lineage: Eukaryota; Metazoa; Chordata; Actinopteri; Salmoniformes; Salmonidae.